AAAAAAAAAAAAUCCACACCAUUAUCUGUGACAGCAUCCCGAACUGAACGCACUAGGACAGCCCCACGAAACCCUGUAAGYUUCUCAUGUAAGCCAGGUGGCCUCAUCAAAUCUUUGUAUUGCCGUUAUGAGGAUUUUUAGAAGAGGCAACAUUGCAGCUGUCUUUGUGCUGGGAGCUACUUUUAUGGUCAUUUACUUCUGUCAGAAUAGCGCUAACCUUACAAACUACAAUUUYUCCAGCCGCCCACUGACUGAUGUCUUUAAUAAUAAGAGUCCAUCAGAAACUGUCAUCAAAUUACACACACAUGAAUUUUUAGUUCCAAAGUGUGAAGCAAACAUGUCGGUAGCUGACAUGAAAGACUUCAGCUCUCUUCCUGAUGCCAUCAAAAAUUUCUUGUACUACCGCCACUGCCGUACAUUUCCCCUGCUGYUGGACCUGCCAGGCAAGUGUGAAAGAGACAACAGUUCCCAUGAAGUCUUCCUUCUGCUUGUCAUCAAAAGCUCUCCUUUGAAUUACGACCGUCGGGAAGUGCUACGUAAAACCUGGGCCAAAGAGAGGCUCCACAACGGUGUGUGGAUUCGACGGAUAUUCAUCUUAGGAACAUCGGUUUCUGGUUAUGAGAAGAAAAAGCUAAACAAAUUACUGAAAGCGGAACAAGAGGACUUCAAUGACAUCCUCCAGUGGGAUUUUAAUGACACGUUUCACAACCUCACACUGAAACAAAUGCUCUUUUAUGGGUGGAUGGAGAGAAACUGUCCAAAUGCUCGCUUCCUGCUUAACGGCGACGACGAUGUGUUUGCCCACACUGACAACAUGAUGGAAUAUCUCCGAAACUUCCCUGACAAUGAUGGAAGCAAGCACCUUUUCACUGGCUACUUGUUUCUGGACGAAAAGGUCGUCAGGUGGACGGGAAGUAAAUAUUUCAUUCCGGUCCAGAUACAGGAGUCAAACACAUAUCUACCUUACUGUGGAGGAGGGGGAUACCUUCUGUCCGGCUACACGGCUUUGGUGAUAUACAGGAUGUCGCAGUCCAUACCCAUCCACCCCAUCGAUGAUGCUUACAUGGGGAUGUGUCUGUCCAAAGCGGGACUUUCACCUUCUUCUCACAUCGGUGUGAAAACAUUGGGGUUGAAUAUGCCAUAUAAAGAAGCAGACAGUUUUGAACCUUGCUAUUUGAGAGAUCUUCUAUUGGUACACAGAUUUCUACCAGCUGAUGUGUAUCUGAUGUGGAAAGAAGUUCAUAAUCCACAUUUGAAAUGUAACCUCUGAAAGAAAGACAGAUAAGGAGUCCAGUCUGUUGGAUACAUGGACCGUAGCUUAAUGAUGCCAAAAAAAAAAAAAAAAAAGCUGGAUGUGUUUUUUUUUUUUUUAGCAUUUGGGCUCUUUUCAGAAGCUUGAAGGUUAUUUGAUCAUUCAAAGGAGAAUUUAUUGAACUCAAAUUUUAAUUUAUUGUAUAUGACUGUGUGUGGUUAAAGGUUUAUAAGAAGAAAGUAAAUGUCUGUUUUAAUGACCCAAGCUAAAGAAAGAAGACAGAAGACCAGGGAAGGGAAUGCUAGACAUGACUUGUCUAAAUAUUUACAUGUUUUUUCUUUUCUAUUUAAUAGUCAUGUUCAAACAUGAAAAUAUGACUGAUUUUUACCGUCAGUCAUAUUGUGAAAGUGGUUCAAACUUUUGUUAAAAUGUAGAUAAAUGUGAAUAAGUUUGCACAAACGGACAGCGUGGCUAACCCUCAAGUGGUUUGUCGAAGGGUGUUACUUCAUAAUUACAUUAGAAGUACAGGG
This is a messenger RNA of Poecilia reticulata (guppy), 1782 nucleotides long. Its product is annotated as N-acetyllactosaminide beta-1,3-N-acetylglucosaminyltransferase 3-like. Gene Ontology annotation, biological process: protein O-linked glycosylation; poly-N-acetyllactosamine biosynthetic process. Gene Ontology annotation, cellular component: Golgi membrane. The record is from RefSeq and is a predicted model, not a curated record. NCBI's taxonomy places the organism in Eukaryota, Metazoa, Chordata, Actinopteri, Cyprinodontiformes, Poeciliidae. Gene Ontology annotation, molecular function: hexosyltransferase activity; UDP-glycosyltransferase activity.